This is a messenger RNA of Propithecus coquereli (Coquerel's sifaka), 4272 nucleotides long. It is a transcript of the gene NINL, whose product is annotated as ninein-like. Gene Ontology annotation, molecular function: calcium ion binding. NCBI's taxonomy places the organism in Eukaryota, Metazoa, Chordata, Mammalia, Primates, Indriidae. The coding region runs from base 7 to 4272 and encodes 1421 amino acids. Gene Ontology annotation, cellular component: centrosome. The transcript has 23 exons. The record is from RefSeq and is a predicted model, not a curated record. Gene Ontology annotation, biological process: microtubule anchoring at centrosome.
GAUGGGAUGGAUGAAGAAGAAGAGAACCACUAUGUCUCACAGCUCAGGGAAGUCUACAGCAGUUGUGACACCACAGGGACUGGAUUUUUGGACCGUGAAGAACUGACCCAGCUCUGCCUUAAGCUUCACCUGGAGAAGCAGCUGCCUGUGCUCCUGCAAACUCUUCUUGGAAAUGACCACUUCGCUAGGGUUAACUUUGAGGAAUUUAAGGAAGGUUUUGUGGCUGUGUUGUCAUCAAAUGCUGCUGUUGGCCCCUCGGAGGAGGACAGUAGUACUUUGGACACAGCUGCCUCCCGUGCUGUCCCGCCGAAAUACAUGAGGGGCUCUAAGUGGUAUGGCCGUUGGAGCCAGCCCGAGGUGUGCGAUGCUGCCAUCAAAGCCAGAUAUGUACCAGAACAGCAAACCAAGGCCAACCUGAAAAGCCAGCUCCGGCGUUCUGCGUCUCUGGAAAGUGUAGAGAGUCUCAAGUCAGAUGAAGAAACUGAGAGCACUAAAGAACCUCAGAAUGAAUUAUUCGAAGCACAAGGCCAGCUGCAGACCUGGGGUUCCGAGGUCUUCGGGAGCCCCCAGAAGUCCCGCAGCCCCUCCUUUGACACCCCCGAGAGCCAGGUCCAGGGCAUCUGGGAAGAGCUGGGUGUUGGCAGCAGUGGGCACCUGAACGAGCAGGAGCUGGCUGUGGUCUGCCGGAGUGUCGGGCUCCGAGGACUGGAGAAAGAGGAACUGGAGGACCUGUUUCACAAACUGGAUCAAGAUGGAGAUGGCAGAGUGAGUCUUGAAGAAUUCCAGCUUGGCCUGUUGAGUCAUGAGCCUACCUCACUUCCAGAAUCUUCCACUCAGGUCAACCUGAGCAGGCCCUGGUCUCAUUACCAGGUUCCGGAGGAGAGCGGCUGCCACACCACCACGACCUCAUCCCUCGUGUCCCUGUGCCUGGGCCUGCGCCUCUUCUCCAGCAUCGAUGAUGGCACUGGCUUUGCCUUUCCUGAGCAGGUCAUGGCCGUGUGGGCCCAGGAGGGGAUUCAGAACGGCGGGGAGAUCUUGCAGAGCCUGGACUUCAGUGUGGACGAGAAGGUGAACCUUAUGGAGCUGACCUGGGCCCUCGACAACGAGCUCAUGACAGUGGACGGUGCUGCCCAGCAGGCAGCCCUGGCCUGCUACCGCCAGGAGCUGAGCUACCACCAAGGGCAGGUGGAGCAGCUGGCGAGAGAGCGGGACAAGGCGAGGCAGGACCUGGAGAGGGUUGAAAAGAGGAACCUGGAAUUUGUGAAAGAGAUGGAUGACUGCCACUCUGCCCUGGAGCAGCUCACAGAGAAGAAAAUCAAGCACCUGGAGCAGGGGUACAGAGGAAGGCUGAACCUCCUCCGGUCCGAAGUGGAGACGGAGCGGGAGCUGUUCUGGGAGCAGGCCCGUAGGCAGAGGGCUGCGCUCGAGCGGGACGUGGGGCGCCUGCAGGCCGAGGAGGCCAGCCUCCGAGAGAAGCUGACCCUGGCCCUGAAGGAAAACAGUCGCUUACAGAAGGAGAUCGUGGAAGUGGUGGAGAAGCUCUUGGAUUCAGAGAAGCUGGUCCUGAAACUGCAGAACGACCUGGAGUUGGUGUUGAAGGACAAGCUGGAGCCGCAGAGCACAGAGCUCCUGGCCCAGGAGGAGCGGUUCACGGCGGUCCUGAAGGAAUAUGAGGUUAAGUGCCGGGACCUGCAGGACCGCAAUGACGAGCUGCAGGCUGAGCUGGAAGGCCUGCGGGCACGGCUGGCCCCCAGUCGACAGAACUCCUCCAGGGGCCUGGGACAGCGGCUGUCUGGACAGGGUCCGGCAGGCAUCUUGCUCACAGGCAGUUCUGCUCCAGUGAGUAUAGAAACGGAGAUAAUGAUGGAGCAGCUGAAGGAACAUCACCGAGACCUCAGGAUCCAGCUGGAGACCAAGGUAAAUUACUACGAGAGGGAAAUCGAGGUAAUGAAAAGGGACUUUGAGAAGGAGAGAAAGGAGAUGGAGCAGGCUCACAAGCACGAGGUCGGCGUGCUGGAGGAGCAGAAAGCAGACCUGGAGGUGCUCCACGCCAAGUCUCAGGAGGUCAUCCAGGGCCUGCGGGAGCAGCUGCAGGACUUGGCCCACGGCCCGGCGCCUGAGCAGCUGGGCCUGGCGCUGGCGCCGUGCUGCACCCAGGCGCUCUCCAGCCUGGCCCUGCGGCUGGAGGAGGAGCUGCACCUGAGGCAUCGGAGCCAGCUGCAGCAGAUCAGGAGAGAGGCUGAGGGCGAGCUGAGCCAGAAGCUGUCGUGGAUGGAAGCCCAGCAUGCCGCCCACUGUGAGGACCUGUCCCUGCAGCAUCAGCGCGAGAAGGAUGAGCUGCUGCAGAAGCACCUGCUGCAGGCGAGCGAGAUGGCGGAGCAGCUCGACAAGGAGAAGCAGCAGCAGGCAAAGAGGGAGGAGGAGAUCCUCAGGCGCUGUCGAAAGCAGCAGCUGAAGCUGCAGGAGUUGAUGAGUGAAGAGCAGGCGCAGAUUUGCAAAUCAUUCGCCCUUGAGAAGGAGAGAUUAGAACUUGCCUACAGGAAGCAGGUGGAAGAGCUUGCCCAGGAAGUGGAGGCACUGCGGGCUCUUUGGAAAGGUGGGCCACCGGUGGCAAGGAGCCAGCAGGAGAGCGCACAUGGCCCCAUGCCCCCAGGUCCAGGCAGUGGGGAACAGCCUCCAGCCCAGCUGGAACCCGGCGAUGGUGGAGAGAUGGGGGAGCCGGCAGGAGGCGGGCCUGGCCGUGCGCAAGCUGGGUGCAGGGAUGUGCCAGGCCAGCUCUGCUGUGUAGAUGGCAUGCAGAGCUCAGCCUCAGCCCCUGCCCUGGUGGCCAGUGGGCCCUCGGAGAGCCUCGGCCUCAGAGAGAACUGUUGGGGUUUGCUCAACACUGAGGAGGGGGCUUCUGUUCCCCCAGAGAGAUGGUCACAUGUGCAGCCACAUGGGGUGGACAGAGGGGCCGUCCCAGGGGAACCAGUGCCUUCUGCCAGGGGUCCAGCGGACCUGAGCCAGCCUGAAGCCCCAGAGGGAGAUGCCCGGCCAGCUCCAUCCCAGAGGUGGGGGCCAUGGCUAAGCCCAGCCUCUUCGGGGAGUGGGCAGGCCGAGAGGCCACAGGCUGUUCUAGAGGAGCGAGCUGGGAGCCGGAGUAGGGUGCUGGCCUCUGUGGGGAGCCAGAGACAUGCCUCGCAGGAGCAGGCCGAGGACGAGGGUUCCAGGAGAGGGUCCUCACCAUCCCAACCCCAGCUUGCCGUCCCGGGGGAGAUGGAGGCCGAUGCAGCACUGGAGAAAGAAAAGAAUGACAUGAAAACCAAACUUCUGCAACUGGAAGACGUCGUCCGGGCUCUCGAGAAAGAAACAGAGUCAAGAGAGAAAGACAGAAUCGAAUUUCAUAGGCUUUCUGAAGAAAACACUUUGUUGAAAAAUGAUCUGGGAAGCAUUCAGCAAGAGCUCAAAGCUGCAGAAAGCACCAAUGAUGCACAGAGGAGGGAAAUCGAAGUUUUAAAGAGAGACAAGGAAAAGGCCUGCUUUGACGUGGAAGAGCUCAGCAAACAGAGUCAGAAAUACAGGGAUCAGUUGUCCCAGCUCAACCACAGUGUCCUUCAGCUGGGAGAGGAGGCUUCCACCCACCAGGCCCAAAAUGAGGAGAAUCGCAUCACCAUCCAGCUGUUAACACAGAGCCUGGAGGAGGCAGGGCGCCGGGGAGAGCAGCAGAGUGACCAAAUCCAAAAACUUGAAGUUGAACUCGAACGCUUGAAUCAAGAAUGUCAGAGCCUGAGACUGUCCCAGUCAGAGCUGACAAAGACCCUUGAAGAAAGUCAAGACCAGUUGCAGGGAGCCCAGCUGAGGCUGAAGCUGGCCCAGUCCCAGCACUCUCAGGAGGUCCAGCAGCUACAGGAGCAGAUGGGCCGGCUGGUGCCUCGAGACGAUGUGGCUAAGCUGCAGCACCUGCUCAGCCUCCAGCGAACACAGCAGGAAGAACAUGAAAAACAGCUGAAAGCCACAGAGGAGCGGGUGGGCGAGGCGGAGAUGAUGCUGAAGCACAUGGAGAUGCUCCUCCAAGAGAAGGCGGAGGAGCUGAAGGGACAGUUUGAAAAGAACACAAAGUCCAACCUGUUGCUCAAGGAGCUCUACGUGGAAAAUGCUCACCUGGUGAAGGCGCUUCAGGUCACUGAAGAGAAGCAACGAGGUGCUGAGAAAAAAAGCCGCAUCUUGGAAGAAAAAGUCCAAGCUCUCAACAAACUCAUCAGUAAGAUUGCUCCUGCAGCCAUGUCUGUGUAG